AUGGAGGAAACUGGAGGAGUGCAAGAUGAGGUAGAAACUAAUGAGCAUGGCAAAGUAGGGGAGGGGCAUAAUAUUAAACCAGCUCUUAUGAUAGUGGAGGAGGAAGAUGCAGGGGUUGUGGCAGUGCAACUUUCAACCCAUCCUCUACAACAAUUGACACCAAUGGAGACUCAAGGGGUUAAGGCUGCUAUGAAGAGAGGAUGGAAAAGAGACCUAAACCAGGAUAGAAGACAUGCCAUCAUGAAAGAGCAGAAUGAAAAACAAGAGGCCAAUACAACUAGGAAGAGUGGAGGUGGCUAA
Striga asiatica is the source of this 300-nucleotide messenger RNA. NCBI's taxonomy places the organism in Eukaryota, Viridiplantae, Streptophyta, Magnoliopsida, Lamiales, Orobanchaceae. The record is from the annotation of a GenBank genome assembly.